Molecule: messenger RNA, 2982 nt
Organism: Musa acuminata AAA Group (dessert banana)
Lineage: Eukaryota; Viridiplantae; Streptophyta; Magnoliopsida; Zingiberales; Musaceae
Product: hydroxyproline O-galactosyltransferase GALT2-like
Exons: 7
Coding region: 316-2328 (670 amino acids)
Cellular component (GO): Golgi membrane
Molecular function (GO): hexosyltransferase activity; carbohydrate binding
Source: RefSeq, a predicted model, not a curated record
UUUCGUUAGAUCUGUCCGUCCGGAGCGGAAAUCCCAUUGGUUGCUAGCCCUCCUCGUCCGAUCUCCACCGUUGUCCAACUUCCGCCGUAGAUCGACGCAUCUCGGUCGGUAAUCUCUCCGCCCGCUACCGCAUCCGGGCUCCAAAGUUUGCAUCUUGGCGGCAGCCUUGAGGUUCGUUAGCUCGUGGAUACGUUGAUGACAUUGUUGAAGCACCGAAGGAGAAACGUUAGAUUUGUAUUUGUAUAUGAAUCCCUCUUUUGUUUGGGCGGGGGAAUUUGAUCUUUAUUUCUCUUCCAAUUUUGGGGCGAAGAGGCGAUGAGGGGCAGAAGCACUGAAUCCUCUGGGACGAGGAGGUGGAGGCUCUCUCAUGCUCUCUUGGCAAUUGCAUUGAUCUACUUGGUCUUUAUUUCUUUUAAGUUCCACCAUUUUCUUGAGAUCGCCAAUGCAUUGAGCGGCGACGACAGCUUCUCCGGCCUCGACCGGCCAGUCAACGACCUUACCUCCCACCACCUCCACCUUGGCCAUACGACUCCUGUCUUGGUCCACCAUGAUACCUUCCACCGGAAACUGGAGGACAGCCGGAACCUCCCUCCUGCCCUUCAAAAGGAGCAGCCUUCCCUCAGAUUUGCACCGAUUAAGCCUUUCCGGCGCUGGUUCGGUCGUAAAUCUGGAGGUAACUUGACGCAGCUGGAGGCGAUGGUCGACGAGGCAUGGACGCUAGGCCAGAAGGCUUGGGAUGAUGUGGAGAGUUAUGACCCUGUGAACAACAAGGAUGAACUACCUGUCACAGGAGGAAAGCCUGAGUCUUGCCCUUCAUCGCAGGCGAAGAGUUCGGCUGAAAUGAGCUCUGAUGGGGAGCUCCGCCUGUUUCUUCCAUGUGGCCUCACCGCAGGCUCUUCGAUUACAGUUGUUGGCAAGCCUCAGGAGGCCCAUGAGGAGUAUGUGUCCCAGCUGGCAAGGAUGAGGCAUGGGAAUGGAACUGUCUGGGUCUCACAGUUCAUGGUUGAACUUCAGGGAUUGAGGGUGGUGGAUGGGGAGGACCCACCAAAGAUCCUGCAUUUGAAUCCAAGGCUCACAGGGGACUGGAGCAAGAGACCUAUUCUUGAGCUUAAUUCAUGUUACAGGAUGCAAUGGGGCACAGCAAUAAGGUGUGAUGGCUUGCCUUCAGGAGAUGAUGAUGACACAGUUGACGGGUUCAGAAAAUGUGAGAAAUGGGCUCGUAGCGAUAUGAUAGACACAAAAGAAUCUAAAACUACUUCAUGGCUGAGGAGGUUUAUAGGUCGCGCAAAGAAGCCAGAAAUGACAUGGUCUUUUCCAUUUGUGGAAGGAAGACUGUUUGUCUUAACAAUACAAGCUGGUGUUGAAGGUUAUCAUAUUUUUGUUGGAGGACGACAUGUAGCUUCAUUUCCAUAUCGACCGGGAUUCACUCUUGAAGAUGCAACUGGAUUCGCAAUAAAAGGAGAUGUUGAUGUACACUCGGUGUAUGCCACUUCGCUUCCCACGUCUCAUCCCAGUAUUUCACUUGAUCGUGUCUUGGAAAUGUCAGAGAAUUGGAAGUCUCGUCCUUUGCCUGAAAGUCCAAUUGAUCUUUUUAUUGGAAUUAUUUCUGCUUCAAAUCAUUUUGCUGAGCGCAUGGCUAUUAGAAAAACAUGGAUGCAAUCUUCUCAAAUCAAGUCAUCUAUUGUGGUGGCUCGCUUCUUUGUUGCACUGAACCCAAGGAAGGAGGUAAAUGCUAUGCUAAAGAAAGAAGCAGAAUAUUUUGGAGAUAUUGUCAUUUUGCCAUUUAUGGAUCAUUAUGAGCUGGUGGUUCUCAAGACAAUUGCUAUUUGCAACUAUGGGGUUCAUAACUUAACCACUCCAUACAUUAUGAAGGGUGAUGAUGAUACUUUCAUACGGAUAGAUGUUGUGUUAAAGGAAAUAAAGCGGAUCUCUCAGAAAAGACCAUUGUAUAUGGGGAACCUUAAUCUCUUGCAUAGGCCUCUCAGAAGUGGAAAAUGGGCUGUUUCAUACGAGGAGUGGCCAGAGUACGUAUACCCGCCCUAUGCUAAUGGGCCUGGCUACAUAAUUUCGAGAGACAUCGCAAGGUUCAUUGGUUCCCUUUAUGCCAAUCAAAGCCUAAGGCUAUUCAAGAUGGAGGAUGUAAGUAUGGGCAUGUGGGUUGAACAGUUCAAUGCUUCUAUACCAGUACAAUACUCUCAUAGUUGGAAGUUCUGCCAGUAUGGAUGUAUGCUGAACUAUUACACUGCUCAUUAUCAAUCUCCUAGGCAAAUGCUUUGCCUUUGGGACAAACUGGCUGGGGGGCGAGCCCAAUGUUGCAACUUUAGAUGACAAGUUCAGUGGUACGUGUGCUUUGUUUCCCCCAUCCCCAUUUUGUUCUUUUUAUAUUGACAUUCACCAUGGUGAAAACAGCAUCUACCGGGGGAUUUUGUUAAAUGAGUGUAUAUGUUUUUCUUUUUCUUGCAACCAAUUUCUAUCAUCCACUAGUUUGUCAGGCAGCACUUAAAAUGAUAAGAUUGAAGGACAAUUUUGAGGAUUCUUUUUUGUUCCAAGUAAGAUGGAAGACAUUCUUUUUGGAUGUAUACUUGCUGUACCUUGAAACUUAUGUUGAUGCUAAAACAAAGAUUUCCUGCUUAUUUUCUGGAAAAAAGAUUUACUUGAGGCAGAAUUUACCAUCAGAAGAAUUGAAGGUCUUGAGAAAUCUUCAUCAAAUCUGCUUCUCCAUCUGUUUGACCAUUUUCCUGAUUCUUGGUGUCAAGGCUUAGGCUUUCAUUGAGUUGUAUCAUGCUGAUAGCUGGUGUCGAAUGAUCCAUGUAAUCCCAGUGAUUAGAAUCUAUCAGUCACCUUUUCUUCUGCUCCUAGGACAAUGUGGGUGGUCAGAAAUCUUGUGGAUUUGCUUGAAUCAGUUCAAAAUGUUCAUGUUUCAACCAGCAGCUGGGCAUCUAAAGAUUUAUGUUAUAUCAUGCUAAAUUUCCAUUUUGUGUA